Messenger RNA from Symbiodinium sp. CCMP2592, 588 nucleotides. NCBI's taxonomy places the organism in Eukaryota, Dinophyceae, Suessiales, Symbiodiniaceae. The record is from the annotation of a GenBank genome assembly.
AUGCUGUCUCGGGGCCUCUUGCGCAGUGCCUGCCGCGUGGCGAACCUGGGAGAAGCAAAGGCCGUGCAGCCGCGCCAAUGGAUGCCUGCCAUGGCGUACCGCCGCUUUGGAUCCGGAGGUGAUCCCCGAGCACAUCUCAACCCAGAUGGCACUAGGCCAGAAGAGGAGGAUGCCGAGGACUACCACGACCCAGACCCGACGGAGCAUUUCCCUCGGAUGAAGCUUGUGAAGGAGCGCGGCCAGAACUGGGUGGUCUCCCAAGAUCCGCCCAAGCAAAUCUCAGAGCUGUACUUCACACACCAGGAGCAUGUGCCAUUCUAUCCGCGCCAGCGCAUCUUGAUCUGGACCAACUACAAACUCCUGAUGAAGGCUGAAUACCUGUUCUUCUACAUCCCCACCAUCAUCAUCCUGGGGCUUUGUAUUCCUGCCGGGGCCCAGAUGCGAGGGUUUCAAGGAUCACUUUUUGCGCCUUCUUGUGCAGUUGAAGAGGGUCCCAGGUUAUGGCGGAGCUUCGUUGUUUCAGCCGGCGAAAUCAAAUUUAAAUCGCAGCAAAUGUCGACCCGACCCUUCAGCCUUGCACCAGCUUAA